GCAGGAGACAGCUUUAAGGGUCUCCCGCCCAUAAAGGAAAGCCAUCUUGGACGCGCAAUCCUGUCUGCUUCCUCGGGCCGGGGGAGCUGUGCUCACACCUUCCAUGUUUUUGAACAGCAACGGAGCCAUGCCUUCCGAUCGGACACCGCUUCUCGCGGACCCGCGCCGGUCAAUAGACUCAGCGGGGUCCGACCGCCUCGCCGAGCGAGAAGACAACCUGAUCCGUGGCUCCUCACCAGAACCUCAGCCGUGGGCGUACCGGAUCCGCGAGGUCGUGCUCUUUGUCUGGGCGCUCCUGGCUACCGCCAUCAUCAUCGUGCUGGCAGUAUGGUUUCAGCACAACCAGCAGACCGGGCAGUUUGCGAAGCCUCCCGGCAAGCGGAACCUGAUAUUCAUGGUGUCGGACGGGAUGGGGCCUGCGUCGCUGUCCCUAACGAGAUCUUACAGGCAGCUGGUCGAGGGCCUCGAUUACGACGACACUCUGACGCUGGACAAGCACUUCUGGGGCACGAGUCGGACACGGUCGAGCAACAAGCUGGUCACGGACUCGGCGGCCGGGGCCACGGCGUUCUCUUGUGGCAAGAAGAGCUACAAUGGAGCCAUUUCGAUACUGCCGGACUCCUCACCCUGUGGUUCUGUCCUGGAGGCCGCGAAGAAGGAUGGAUACCAUACGGGACUAGUGGUUACAACAGACAUUACUGACGCGACACCAGCUUGCUUCGCCAGCCACGUCGACGUCAGGGAGAAGGAGAACGAAAUCGCCCUCCAGGAAAUCGGCGAGGGCGUCCUCGGGAGAGUCGUUGAUUUGAUACUCGGAGGGGGACGGUGCCACUUCCUCCCAAACACGACGGACGGCAGUUGUCGGCUGGAUGACAUAGAUGUUGCGGGCAUUGCCCAGGAGAAGCAUGGGUGGACGUAUUACGAUGACCGCGCUGGCUUCGACAGUCUCCAGGGCGGCGAGAAUGCGUCUUUGCCUGUACUGGGUCUGUUCGCCAGCGCCGAUGUGCCCUUCGAAAUCGACCGCAAGAACAUGGCCGACAUCUAUCCAAGCUUGAGUGAGAUGGCGGAGACUGCAUUGAAGGCGCUAACGAAAGCCACCGAAGACAGCGACAAGGGCUUUUUCUUGAUGAUCGAGGGUAGCCGGAUAGACCAUGCAGCACACAUCAAUGACCCGGCGUCGCACGUCAGGGAGGUCCUCGAGUACGACAAGACCUUUAAGCUUGUUUUGGAUUAUCUCGAGAACAGCAAGACGGAAGGCCUACUUGUGGCUACCAGUGAUCACGAGACUGGUGGCCUGGCGACCGCAUGGCAAUCGCCUACUGCAGAGCUACCAGUAUACAACUGGUACCCUACCGUUCUAGCAAAAGCCAACGCUUCUGCACAGCUACUAGCCCACAAGCUGCACGAACACAUCAGCUCCGUCGGAUCGGACCCCGCGGCUCUCAAAGAUCUGGAGGACUGGAUCAACACCAAGCUCGUGAUCCCAGGCCUGGGCAUCGCCGACGCCCGCGACUUCGAGCUCAAGGAGCUGGCGUCGGACCCGGAGCAUGCGAUAUACACCUUCUCGCGAAUGAUCAGCCAGCGCGCGAGGAUCGGUUGGUCGACUCACGGCCACUCGGCCGUCGACGUGAACAUCUACAGUUCCGGCGGGCCCCUGGCCGAGGACCUCCACGGCAACGUCGAGAACACGCAGGUCGGGCAGUUCCUUAGGAAGUUCCUCGAUGUUGAUGUGGACAAGAUCACGGAUGAGCUGAGAGACAAGAUGGUGUGGAACCAGUCCUUGGCCGUUUCGGCUGGCUCGACCAUCAGCACGGGUUACGAGGAUGAAGAGCUCAUGAUGGAAUGGAUCGACUGAUCUCGGCGCGUGGUCGCGUACUCUUUCCUUUUGGUUUAUGUUCUAAUAUCUACUUGGGUUUUUCCUUCCUCUUUUUAGUGACUGACCAGGCUAGUCUUUUCCCGUUGUGCAUGAAAGCAUGGAGGAGUCAGCAUAUGUGGGCGACACUUGGACAGGUGUAAUUGCAUUGUACCGGCUGAGAGAAGGGGUCCUUGUUGUUUUCAUUGCACUUUUUAAUCUUAAGCUGAGACCGAACAAUCAGAUACCCCCUUAUUUUACUAGUAAGCGGGUUUUGCUCCGGA
Messenger RNA from Diaporthe batatas, 2136 nucleotides. RefSeq lists its product as uncharacterized. The coding region runs from base 104 to 1855 and encodes 583 amino acids. Gene Ontology annotation, molecular function: alkaline phosphatase activity. Gene Ontology annotation, biological process: dephosphorylation. The record is from RefSeq and is a predicted model, not a curated record. The transcript has 4 exons. NCBI's taxonomy places the organism in Eukaryota, Fungi, Ascomycota, Sordariomycetes, Diaporthales, Diaporthaceae. Gene Ontology annotation, cellular component: fungal-type vacuole membrane.